Molecule: messenger RNA, 950 nt
Organism: Galendromus occidentalis (western predatory mite)
Lineage: Eukaryota; Metazoa; Arthropoda; Arachnida; Mesostigmata; Phytoseiidae
Gene: mRpL24
Product: mitochondrial ribosomal protein L24
Exons: 3
Coding region: 198-950 (250 amino acids)
Biological process (GO): translation
Cellular component (GO): ribosome
Molecular function (GO): RNA binding; structural constituent of ribosome
Source: RefSeq, a predicted model, not a curated record
AUGUCAACAGAACGUUUCGGCGCAGAGUGUGGUGCGUGGUGAAAGUUGAAAGGCAAACCAUUCGUCCGGAGGUCUGUAUCCGAAAUCUCUCGAACUCCCUCACGGAUGCUGCGGAGUUUGCGAGCUGUGACCGGCCCCUCUUAAGCUAUCUGAUACCCGGGAACCUGAUACGAUCUCCUCCCUGACCUGAUCGGAAAAUGCGGCUUACGAGAGUUCUCUUCGCGACGCCGAAACUCCCGAAGAGUUGGUCGAAUUUCCCGGAGAGAUACAUCAAGAGGUCCAUGGAAGAAAUCGAAUAUAAGACUCCUGUGGGGCGGCAAUACAGGAGAGCGGUGAUCAAACGGCCCGAUUCUGAUUUCGUGUACGGCCUGGAUCGACCGUGGACCGACGGCUUCAAGAAGUUCAACGAACCCGGGAAGCUGAACAGACCACAAAUCAUCGAGCCGGUACCAGAAUUAUUCUUCAAAGGCGACAGAGUUCAAAUCCUGGUCGGGAAAGAUAAAGGGAAACAAGGAAUCGUCAACUACAUUGUCAAAGAGCGGAAUUGGGUCUGCGUGAGCGGUUUGAACUGUAAGCACGAGAUCUCCAAGAAUUUUGAGGGGAAGAAGAUUGUUCAGGUGAUCGAGCAGCCUCUCGUCAUGUUUGAGCAGGUCGCCCUGGUCGACCCAACCGACGAGAGAGCUUGUAAGGCCCAAUGGAGGUACACGGAAAACAACGAACGGGUUCGCAUUUCGCUCCGUAGCGGGAGGGAGAUCCCUAUACCUCUGACCGCUGAGGAAACGUACGACUACAAAACCCGCAAUACCUAUAAGAAUCAACCCAAGGACACUUCAGCCGCCGACUUGGUGAAAAUUACUUUCCUGCCGAAACUAGCCACUUUCGAAAUGGACAUCAUGGAGGAACAUGGCAUCAAAGACGAUCGGAUUCCCGCGGAGUUCUACUGGUAUUAG